This is a messenger RNA of Periophthalmus magnuspinnatus, 1105 nucleotides long. RefSeq names its product RAB38a, member RAS oncogene family (gene rab38a). The record is from RefSeq and is a predicted model, not a curated record. The transcript has 3 exons. Gene Ontology annotation, biological process: vesicle-mediated transport. Gene Ontology annotation, molecular function: GTP binding; GTPase activity. Bases 130 to 765 code for a protein of 211 amino acids. Lineage: Eukaryota; Metazoa; Chordata; Actinopteri; Gobiiformes; Gobiidae. Gene Ontology annotation, cellular component: trans-Golgi network; Golgi apparatus; vesicle.
CUUUCCUCUUCGCCAUCCUUCUCUGGCUCUGUGCUGUGCUCUCCGCGCUGCUCUCUGUGGCCCCUUCAAAUACUUCAUCCUUGACGCUAACGGUGGAUUCAUGCUUAGAUCUCAUUCUCUCGGGUCGCGAUGCAGAACAACCACAAGGAACAUCUUUAUAAGAUCCUUGUAAUCGGGGACCUUGGGGUCGGCAAGACCAGCAUCAUCAAACGGUAUGUACAUCAUAACUUCAGCCCCAACUAUCGCGCCACAAUUGGAGUGGACUUCGCCCUCAAAGUGCUCAACUGGGACCAGGAGACCGUGCGCCUUCAGCUCUGGGACAUCGCAGGUCAGGAGAGGUUUGGCAACAUGACCCGUGUGUACUACCGUGAGGCCAUGGGAGCCUUCAUCGUGUUUGACGUCACCAGACCUGCCUCCUUCGACGCUGUCACCAAAUGGAAGGAAGACUUGGAUUCCAAACUGACACUUGCCAAUGGGAAACAUGUAGCCACUGUGCUUUUGGCCAACAAAUGUGACCAGGGCCGUGAUGUGUUGACUAACAAUGGGAUAAAGAUGGAGCAGUUUUGCCAGGAGAAUGGCUUCGUUGGUUGGUUCGAGACCUCUGCCAAGGAAAACAUAAACAUUGACGAGGCAGCGAACUGCUUGGUGAAACACAUCAUUGCGAGCGAGAAAGACAUGCUCCAAUCAGAAGUCCCCGAUACGGUCACGCCUCAGCUGGAGAAGGACAGAGGAGGAACGUGCUCUGCCUGCUUCCGCUCCCAGUAAACACUCACCAAACGCGGAUGUCCUUUUGUAUCUCAUUAUGGUCAGCCAGCAAGACACCGAGGCACAAUGGACUCUGGCAGCUUUUAAUGAAGAGAAGAAGUGUGCCAAUGCCCCAGCGUCAGGAAUGACAGGAAGUCAAUGGACUCAAAAAUUAGAUGGACUGAAGAGACCAAAUGUGUAGAUAUAUAUGGACAAGUACAGAUGGGUGCUUGUCAAGGCAAGGUCAACUUUGGAGCAGGCUUUGACAGCAUUGUGGAGACAGCUAAUAAUGACAUGCCAUCCUUUUAGUGCACACAAAGACCACAUUUUCUAUAUCCAUGUAGAUUUCUUUCAAAUAGCA